UAUCGGUCUUAUUUAGUUUACGAAAAGAAAAGUUUUUAGAUAAUAUAUAUAACAUAUUUGUAACUAUAGUAAUUAGUGUCGAAUCAUAAAACUAUCAGGGCAAACAUGACUUCAAACAGUCCAGAGCCUACUAUGAAUAAAUACCAUGCCAAACUAUCACCAUUCACCACGCACGUCGAUCACUUCUCGUUCAUCGUAGUGCCGCUUCCAUGGAUUUGCUGAUUAGUAGAAAACCAAAGCAUGCUCUGAGAAGUGAGAAUUGAGAUGAGUUUCUGCUGCCGCCGCCGUUUUCAGGUGAGAUUCAUCUCCAGUGACCUGUGGCUAUGGCUGUGCGUGCUCCUGCUCGUGUCUCGCCUGUCCAAUGGCUGCUCCACGGAGGAGAGGACUGCGCUGCUGGAAAUCAGCGCCUCGCUGCUUGGCACGAAAUACUUUGCUGGGAUGCCCCCGUCCUGGUGGCUAGAGAGAGACCACGACUGCUGCUCCUGGGAGGGCGUCGAGUGCAGCAACGACACGCGACGCGUCGUGUCCCGGCUCCAGCUCUCCUCCCUCGCCGGUAGCCCGCCUGAAAACGGGCUGUGCCGGACGGGCUUCAACUCGACGGCCUUCUCGGCGUUCCCUGAGCUUCAGUUCCUCGAUUUCUCGAUGAACUACGCUACUUUCCAGAGCUCUGAUGGUCUAGCAGGAUUAAGCAAGCUCCGGCAUCUCGACCUCAGCUACAAUUGCCUCAACGCCAAUGACUCGGAAUCGCUUGGAAAAUUGUACUCCUUGGAGGUUUUACACCUUGAGUUCACCGGCAUGGUUGGAACACUUCCAGCUUCAGUUUUUGAAAAUCUGACGGACUUACAAGAACUGGAUUUGAGCUCCAAUCAACUCACAGGAAACCUCCCAGCAUCAUUUUUCACACUUCCUCGUAUCCAACACUUGAAUGUGUCGCAAAAUCUCUUUGAGGGAAGUAUUCCUAUGAGCUCAAAUUUAAACCAUUCUUCGUCGUUUAGGACGGUCAACAUUUCCAUGAACAACUUGAGUGGAAAUUUUUCAUUCCACUGGCUUAGAAACAUGGCAAAUCUAGAGAAGAUAGAUUUUUCAGGAAAUAUUCAUCUGGCAGUUGGUGUUAAUUUCCCUGGAUGGAAACCUCCAUUUCAGCUGAAAGAGCUCCUGCUGUCAGGUUGUGACAUUGACAAGAGCAUUUUUACCGAACCACAUUUUCUACACACACAAAAUCAUCUAGAGACCCUUGAUUUAUCAAAUAGUAGCUUGCCAGGCAGCUUUCCUAGUUGGUUGUUUGUACAACAGCCAGCACUUCUUUAUCUCAAUUUGGGAAGUAACUUGCUAUCUGGAUCGCUAGAUCAGAUAACCUAUACCCAAACGAGUCUCCUAGCAAUUAGCCUGUCUCUGAACCGUAUUUCAGGGCGUCUACCGGCCAACAUCAGCUCAAUUUUUCCAAACGCAACAUUCCUAGAUUUCUCUGGCAAUACUAUUUCUGGGGAAAUACCACCGGAUUUGUGCAACAUAAGCAACAUGGAGUAUUUAGACCUAUCAAAUAAUAACCUGCAAGGAGAGUUGCCUAGCUGCCUGUUCGCUGAUCACCCCAUACUGAAAACUCUGAAGGUCUCAAAUAACAAACUCGGUGGCCCUAUACUUGGCGGGAAGAGCCAUAUGUCAAUCAGGUGGGAAAUAUACCUUGACGGCAACAACUUCGAAGGAGAGCUGCCCCGACAUCUAACGGGGGGUUUUGUAGAUGGAGGAACACUGGAUUUCCAUGGCAACAAAUUAUCCGGUAAACUCGAUGUCAUGCUAUGGUCCCUUCCCAAUCUGUGGACCUUGAAUCUUGGCAGCAACAAUUUAACUGGCGAAAUAGACCAAAGCAUUUGCAGCUUGACGGGCAUCAUCCUUUUAGACAUAUCAAACAACAGCAUUUCGGGCUCUUUACCAAACUGUAGCAACCCGUUGUCGCUCCUUUUCUUGAACAUGUCUGCGAAUCAAUUGUCAGGUGACAUAGCACCAUAUAGUUUCUUCAGCAAUGCUACUGUCACAGCUUUGGAUCUCAGUUACAACCAGUUCACUGGGAGCAUCGACUGGGUACAGACUCUAGGCGAAGUUCGGUACCUUUCCCUGGGCACGAACAAGUUUGAAGGGCAAAUUCCUCAGACUAUUUGCCAGCUACAGUACGUGAGGGUAAUCGAUCUGUCGCAUAACCGACUCUCAGGAUCACUGCCAGCAUGCAUUGGGGACUUUCCAUUCGAAGGGAAAUCAUCUGGUCUGUUAUACUGGAACCUCUUGUGUGGCCGUGGUUUUCAGUACCCAGGCUUCAGGUACACCAGCUGCUACGAGCAGAGAGGAUUCCGGUUCGGCACCAAGUGGAACCUCUACACUUACCGGCGGAACUUCAUCGAUUUCUUCUCCGGCUUCGACUUCUCCGAGAACAUGCUGUCCGGCGAGAUCCCCCCGGAGCUGGGCCACCUGAGCCAUUUGAAGGCCCUCAACCUGUCCCACAACUCCCUGGACGGACUGAUUCCGGCGGCCCUCGGAAACAUGAGCGACGUCGAGAGCUUGGACCUGUCCCACAACCAGCUGAGCGGGGCCAUACCGCCGCAGCUCUCCCACCUAACGUCGCUGGCCGUGUUCUCCGUGGCGUACAACAACUUGUCAGGGUGCGUGCCGGACGCCGGCCAGCUCGGCUUGUUCGACGAGACGAGCUACGCCGGGAACAGGGACCUUGAGGAGGCGUCACGAGGAAGCGAGUGCGCGGCAGGUUCAGAGCCGCCGGAUGCUUCUUCGCCGACGUCGCAGCACAGCGGAGACGAGGCGGCGGACGCGGUGCUCUACGCGGUCAGUGCUGCCUCGUUCGUGUUGUCGUUUUGGCUCACUGUUGGGUUCGUGCUUUGUCAUCCCUAUGGGCGGCAUGUAAUACUGAAACUCUGACCAUUCAGAGUGUUGUGCUGUUGUAUAUACACUAUUGGAAUGCUGUAGUGUUAUAUUGAUCUAGCUUUGCAUGACUAUAUAUGUAAUACUAAAUACUAAUACUGAAGUGAAUGUGCUUUUUGGGUGUGAUCUUGUUAUUGUUGGUAUCAUGAAACAAAUAACCGGAAAAAGAAGUCACAUACUAUUAAAGAUGCACUGAACAAUUAUGCUUGGAUCUAUGAUCUCAAAGCCUACUAGGCCUUAACUCUUCCCCUUUAUAAAUUAUUGUAGUUCUUUGCUUAAAUAAAACUUUGUAAACACUAAAUAACAUUAGAAAAUUACAUGAGAUCAAUGAAAAGAACCCCAUAGCUAUCCAAACAAACAAUAUGACUUUUAGAUAAGAAAAAAAUGGAAAUGUUGCAAAGCAUCACUAUCUGAUAAUAA
Molecule: messenger RNA, 3345 nt
Organism: Sorghum bicolor (sorghum)
Lineage: Eukaryota; Viridiplantae; Streptophyta; Magnoliopsida; Poales; Poaceae
Product: LRR receptor-like serine/threonine-protein kinase GSO2
Exons: 3
Coding region: 265-2922 (885 amino acids)
Molecular function (GO): protein binding
Source: RefSeq, a predicted model, not a curated record